Messenger RNA from Corapipo altera (White-ruffed manakin), 3800 nucleotides. RefSeq names its product histone H3 associated protein kinase (gene HASPIN). Gene Ontology annotation, biological process: intracellular signal transduction; protein phosphorylation; mitotic cell cycle. The record is from RefSeq and is a predicted model, not a curated record. Gene Ontology annotation, molecular function: ATP binding; histone H3T3 kinase activity. Gene Ontology annotation, cellular component: nucleus; cytoplasm. The transcript has a single exon. The coding region runs from base 84 to 2696 and encodes 870 amino acids. Lineage: Eukaryota; Metazoa; Chordata; Aves; Passeriformes; Pipridae.
CGGGCGCGCUCCCCUCCCGGCCCGGGGAUCCGGGAUCCUUCUCUCCCUCCUUCCUUCCUUCCUUCUUUCCCUCCCUCCCCGCGAUGCUGCACCGGCCGCGCCUCCUCCGCACCUACUCCCGCCGCGCCGGGUACCUGCGCCCGCUGCAGCCGCCCGACCGCUGGAUCUCGCCGCCGCAGGACCGCAAGCGCUUCUUCAGCUCCCCCUCGGCCGGUUCCAGCGCCUUAUCCGCGCGCUCGGGGGACGACCCGGACUUCUUGCCGCCCAGCGACUGCCGGCCGCGGGCCGGGGGUAAGAGCCGGGUCUGGGCCCGGCGGCUGCGGAACCGCAGGCGGGAGACGCGGGGGAAGGAGAACCGGGAGCCGGAGCCGUCCCUCUCCUCGCCUCUCUCCUCGCCCUCCCCGUCCCCGCCGCGCCGUGCCCGGCGCCGCCGGCAGGGCCCGCCGCGCCCCGCGGCCGCCCCGCUGCUGUGCAGCACCCCGCAAUGGCCGCCCCCGGCUCGGCCCCGCCGCCCCGCCCCGCCCGCCACCGGCAGCCUCGUCUCGUUCAGCUCCGCCACCGACGGCGGCUCCGGGUCGUGCUCGGGGCUCGGGGACAGCCCCCCGCCCCGCCGCCCCCGCCGCGGCGCCCCGCAGGUCCGGCUCGCCCCGCUCCUGCUCAGCACCACCAUAGAGAGCGGAUCGGGGCUGGAGCAUCACCCGCCGCCCGCCGGGCAUCGCUCGGGGCAGCGCCCGGCGCUGCGGGGCGGGAACAGCACCGAGGAGGAGGAGGAGGAGAAGGAGGAGCGGAUCGCACCCGAGAGUGCUGAGCCCGACCCGGGGCUGCAGGAGCCCCGCCUUGUGCUGAGGUCGUCGGUGCGGGGGGAGCCCUGCCGGGCACAAGCUGCCUCGACCUCGCAGAAAUCCCCAAGCGCUUUGCCGCCCGCUCGGGGUGAGACACAGCACGCUGCGCCCUGCGACGGUGCCACUUCUGAUGGGCCGCGUGAGCAUCUCACCAGAGACUCAGCAGAAGGGAGCUCGGGUUGUCACACAGGCCUAGCCAAGGAGUACCAGCUUGUGCCAGUGGUGGUCUUGGACCGUCAGGAGGUGCCAAGGAGGAUGGCGAGCAUGAAGCUCAACAAGAAGGCUGAUGUUCAACCCACCUGCCAGCAGCCAGAAUCUCCCGUGGGCUGCCCAAGAAUCUUGGAGAGUAAAUAUAAAAGGACCAAGCCUCUCCAAGGCUCUGGAGAGGGCAGCACCUGCAGGAAAGCCUGUAUCAGUGGCUUCAGCGCCAGCCGCUGGGGGAGGCACACGAGGCUCCGCCCAAAAAGGCUCAGAAACAAGAGGCAGCAGCAGCCUAACAACUACUCCCUCAGACCACAGGCGAGGCAAAAACGAGCGCAGAAGGGUGUUCUGGAGGUGUCUGUAGGUGUAAGAGAUAAUGACUGUUCACUCCUCAAUAGCUCGUAUUCCUGGGCCAGAGUUCGAGCGUCCCUGUCCUUCCAUAAGAAGAAGAGAGUGACCACUGAGGACAGUUUCUGCAGCAGCAUCCUCUGUACCCCGGCAGGGAAAUCCCAGCUGUCAGGGUACCAAGCCAGCCUGUCGGCUGGGAGGGAUCAGGGCUGCUCCUGGUCCGCCUCCUCCAUUAUCCUGCUGGCUCCCAGGGAUUCCUCUGUCCUGGAGCUGAUGCUUACAGACGCAGAGAAGGUGUUUGGGGAAUGCCACCAGGAAGGGCCCGUUGCUUUUGAGGAAUGCAUUCCCUUAGAUAAGAUGAAAGAUUGCAAGAAAAUUGGAGAAGGGGUGUUUGGAGAGGUGUUCCAGAUCAACAGUGAGAGAGGGCCUGUGGCCCUAAAAAUAAUUCCGAUUGAAGGGACUGAGAAAGUAAAUGGUGAAGCUCAAAAGAGCUUUGGGGAGAUUCUGCCUGAGGUAAUAAUUUCAAAAGAACUCAGUCUUCUGUCUGAGGAAUCUGUGAAUAGGACUGUUGGGUUCAUCAGCCUGUACUCUGUGCACUGUGUUCAGGGGGCCUAUCCCAAGUAUCUCCUUGAAGCCUGGGACAAAUACCACAAAGAAACGGGAUCGGAAAACGACCGGCCAGACCUUUUUGGGGACGAGCAGCUCUUCAUGGUUCUGGAGUUUGAAUUUGGAGGCAGUGACUUGGAGCACAAGAGGUGCAGUUUCUCCUCAGUGGAAUCAGCAAAAAGCAUUUUGCACCAGGUCACUGCCUCCCUGGCCGUGGCAGAGCAGGAGCUGCACUUCGAGCACAGGGACCUGCACUGGGGGAACGUGCUGGUCAAAAAAACAGAUGCAAAGGAACUUCAAUAUGUGCUGAAUGGGGCAACACACACGAUCCCCACAGCAGGGAUUCACGUCAACAUCAUCGACUACACCCUGUCCCGGCUGGAGAAGGAUGGGCUGACCGUGUUCUGUGACCUGUCCACGGAUGAGGAGCUGUUCCAAGGCACAGGGGACUACCAGUUUGACAUCUACAGGCAGAUGAAAGCGGAGAAUUCCAACUGCUGGACUGACUAUCACCCUCACAGCAACGUCCUCUGGCUGCACUACCUGGCAGAUAAACUUUUGAAUGUCAUGAGGUACAAGAGAAAGGCAUCAACUCCUGCCCUGAGGAAAAUAAAGACACAGCUCAACAAGUUCCGCAAGGAGGUGCUGACCUUUGAGUCUGCCCACGAUGUUUUACUCAACAGCAGCCUUUUCCAGUGACCAAGGACUAAGUCACUGAUUCUGCCUUUCUCCUCUGCUUUUUUUUGGAUACAUGAUCUUUUUACAUGUUGGCACAAAGAAGUGUUAUGAUUCCCAGUGUGAAUAAUACACUAUAAAAAAUGUCUAAAAAAAUCCCCCCAAAAAGUCUUCUGCUCUAAGAUUUUUCCAUAUCUACUGUUUUUGAGGGGGGGUGGAGGGGAGACAACCCUUCCUGUCGACUUGUGUCAACUUUUGUCAAGUGGACUUUUGAGAAAGGUUUGAAUAAAUAAAUUAAGGCUCAAUAAAUGCUUUGAAUUUCACAUAAUUUUUUUUUACCUUUUUAGUCUUAGAUUAUUAAAGGUUGUUUUCUUACUAUAUUGGCUUUUUAUACAUUUUCUUUUUUAAAGGAAAAAACCUUCAGUUCUGGACAGUGAGGACAAGGGUGAACAUUGUUGCUUCCCUGGAGACAGAAAGGGGAAAACCCACCCUUUUAUUUAGUUUUAAAACAGAACUUUUGUUCAGUUUGGUGAAAUUUCUACCUGGAAUGAUGGUACAAAAUGUUAAUAUGUAAAAGUUUCUGUAAAGUGUUUUAAACCCACUAAUCUGGAAUAUAUGGGGAGGGGGUUCCCUCUCUUAAGGACCAAGGAAGAUGUAUCUGAUUUUGAAAAAAAAUAAGACAAAGUACGUGUGUUCUUGAUGUGGUUUUGAUGGUUAUAAUUUUGUGACCUUGUAUGCUGAUAGGAACCCAAAUCCGUAACUUGGUAGUAGCACUUGAAACAAUUUCUCCAUUUAUCACAGAAGAAAAUGCAGAAGUUAAUAGUUGUUCUUUAGUCCUGACUGCAGGUGCACCAGGUGCCCUAAAUUGGGAGCUAUCCUUACAUUAAAUCCCAGCUCUUUGUUUUCAGAAGUCCUUUGCCAGUAUUCACAUUCAUUAAAGAAACUGGUCUAAAGAGAACAACGAACCAAGUGAAAAGUGAAUUAGAUUGUUAACCAGUGACACAGAUGCAUUAAGAAAUUAAGAGGCAGCAUCAUCAAAUUCAUUAUAACUGGAGUGCUCUCUGUGCAGCCUGUCUAUGUAAAUGUGUAUAUGUGCACUUUACCAAUUAAAAGCAUCUUUGACCCUUU